Messenger RNA from Chrysoperla carnea, 2723 nucleotides. It is a transcript of the gene TER94, whose product is annotated as transitional endoplasmic reticulum ATPase TER94. The transcript has 7 exons. The record is from RefSeq and is a predicted model, not a curated record. The coding region runs from base 134 to 2545 and encodes 803 amino acids. Gene Ontology annotation, biological process: retrograde protein transport, ER to cytosol; autophagosome maturation; mitotic spindle disassembly. Gene Ontology annotation, cellular component: nucleus; cytosol; VCP-NPL4-UFD1 AAA ATPase complex. Lineage: Eukaryota; Metazoa; Arthropoda; Insecta; Neuroptera; Chrysopidae. Gene Ontology annotation, molecular function: polyubiquitin modification-dependent protein binding; ATP hydrolysis activity; ATP binding.
GUUUGCUUCAGUGUGGUCAUUCAUUCUGAAGUGAAGAGACUUUUCGUUAGGUUGUGUGUUACGAUAAAAGUUGUUCAAAUAGAAUUUUUUGUGUUUCUUUUUAUUUUAUUCUUGUAUUAAAUAGCCUUUCAUAAUGGCUGAAGGAAAAAGCCCAGAUGAUUUGGCUACUGCGAUCCUUCGUCGUAAGGACCGUCCCAACAGGCUCCUUGUUGAAGAGGCCGUCAGCGAUGAUAAUUCGGUCGUUGCCCUUUCACAAGCAAAAAUGGAUGAACUACAAUUAUUUCGAGGAGAUACCGUACUAUUGAAAGGAAAGCGUAGAAAGGAAACUGUUUGCAUUGUUCUUGCAGAUGAUACAUGCCCAGAUGAAAAGAUUAGAAUGAACCGUGUUGUUCGUAAUAAUUUGCGUGUACGAUUAUCAGAUGUUGUAUCCGUUCAACCGUGCCCCGAUGUUAAAUAUGGUAAACGUAUUCAUGUAUUGCCAAUUGACGAUACUGUUGAAGGACUUACUGGGAAUUUAUUUGAAGUUUAUUUAAAACCGUACUUUUUGGAAGCAUACCGACCAAUUCAUAAAGAAGAUGCGUUUAUUGUACGUGGUGGUAUGAGAGCAAUCGAAUUUAAAGUUGUCGAAACAGAUCCAGCUCCUUUCUGUAUUGUUGCACCAGAUACUGUUAUUCAUUGUGAAGGUGAUCCAAUUAAGCGUGAAGAGGAAGAAGAAGCAUUAAAUGCUGUUGGGUACGAUGAUAUCGGAGGCUGUCGAAAACAAUUGGCACAAAUUAAAGAAAUGGUUGAGUUACCAUUACGUCAUCCGUCACUAUUUAAAGCUAUCGGUGUAAAACCACCACGUGGUAUUCUUUUAUACGGGCCACCUGGUACUGGUAAAACUUUAAUCGCUCGUGCUGUAGCAAAUGAAACGGGGGCAUUCUUCUUUUUGAUUAAUGGACCCGAAAUUAUGAGUAAAUUAGCUGGUGAAUCUGAGAGUAAUUUACGGAAAGCAUUUGAAGAAGCAGAUAAAAAUUCACCAGCUAUUAUAUUCAUUGAUGAAUUAGAUGCAAUUGCUCCAAAACGUGAAAAAACUCAUGGAGAAGUCGAACGUCGUAUCGUAUCACAAUUGCUUACUCUUAUGGAUGGUAUGAAGAAGAGUUCUCAUGUAAUUGUUAUGGCCGCUACAAAUCGUCCAAAUUCAAUUGAUCCUGCUCUACGUCGUUUUGGUAGAUUUGAUAGAGAAAUCGAUAUUGGUAUACCAGAUGCAACUGGUCGACUAGAAGUUUUGCGUAUUCAUACUAAAAAUAUGAAACUUGCUGAUGAUGUUGAUCUACAACAAAUUGCUGCAGAAACACACGGUCACGUUGGUGCUGAUUUAGCAUCAUUGUGUUCAGAAGCUGCAUUACAACAGAUCAGAGAGAAAAUGGAUUUGAUUGAUUUGGAGGAUGAUCAAAUUGAUGCUGAAGUAUUAUCAUCUUUAGCUGUUACCAUGGAGAACUUCAGAUAUGCAAUGACUAAAAGCAGUCCUAGUGCAUUACGUGAAACUGUUGUUGAAGUUCCUAAUGUUACAUGGGAAGACAUUGGUGGUUUACAAAAUGUCAAAAAAGAACUUCAAGAAUUGGUUCAAUAUCCAGUUGAACAUCCAGAUAAAUUCCUUAAGUUUGGUAUGCAACCAUCACGAGGUGUAUUGUUUUAUGGACCACCCGGUUGUGGUAAAACUUUGCUUGCGAAAGCUAUAGCAAAUGAAUGUCAAGCCAAUUUUAUUUCGGUAAAAGGUCCUGAAUUAUUAACGAUGUGGUUUGGUGAAUCUGAAGCAAAUGUUCGAGAUAUUUUCGAUAAAGCACGUUCUGCAUCUCCAUGUGUUCUAUUCUUCGACGAAUUAGAUUCAAUUGCUAAAUCACGUGGUGGUAAUGUAGGCGAUGCUGGUGGUGCAGCAGAUCGUGUUAUUAAUCAAAUUUUAACUGAAAUGGAUGGUAUGGGAGCUAAGAAAAAUGUUUUCAUUAUUGGAGCUACAAACCGACCAGAUAUUAUUGAUCCUGCUAUUCUUAGACCGGGAAGAUUGGAUCAAUUAAUUUACAUUCCGUUACCCGAUGAAAAAUCUCGGGAAGCUAUUUUCCGUGCAAACUUACGUAAAUCACCAGUAGCUGAUGAUGUUGAUUUAGUAUAUAUUGCAAAAGUCACUCAUGGAUUUUCUGGUGCUGAUUUAACUGAAAUAUGCCAACGUGCAUGUAAAUUAGCAAUUCGACAGUCAAUUGAAUCAGAAAUUCGCCGUGAACGUGAAAGGGCAAACACUCAAAAUCUAGCAAUGGACAUGGACGAGGAGGAUCCUGUUCCAGAAAUCACUAGAGCUCAUUUUGAAGAAGCUAUGCGAUUCGCACGACGAUCAGUUUCGGACAACGAUAUUCGUAAAUAUGAAAUGUUUGCACAAACUUUACAACAGUCUCGAGGAUUUGGUACCAAAUUCAGAUUCCCAAAUCAAGCCGGACCAAAUACAUCCCAGGGUGGAACUGGCGGUGAACAAGGCAACUUCCAAGAUGAUGCCGAUGACGAUCUAUAUAGUUAAGUGUGUAUUUUUUAGUCCAUAGUACUUCGGUUUGCACCCGUCUAUAAUAUUAACAAACAAAAAACAUCAUCUCAGCAAAAAACAAGAUCGCUAAUCAUCUUUAAUCAUUUACCAAAAAAGAAUAAAUAAUUAAUCAGAAGUGCGCAUGGAAUACUUUUUUAAAUAAAAUAAAAUAUAU